CGCACAAAUUUUAAAUCGCGGCUAUAAAACGCAGCCCUAUCGGUGACGCCAUUAACGAACGUCAGUAGCCGUCCGAUAUUGCUCCUCUGAACGCCGAAAUCCAUCUAUUCUGCCACAAGCACAUCCGAAUAGUGAAGCUUCAACUGUGUUCUUCAGCCGAUAUCUUCCUUCAUCCGUACAGGAACUGAGAGAUGGCUGAAAGCAGCAAAGAUCUUUUGGAGUUGGAGACUCGUAAUUCUUCUACUUCAACUGUAGAAUCUCUUCUUCUAGUGUGCAAAAAAGAUGGAUCUAGCAAAGGCCAAAUCUCAGAAUCAAAAUGCCAUGGUGGCGAGUCUAAAACUUCUUCUGUUCCCACAAGUCAAGUUCUGGGAAAGGUGAAAGAUUUCCUGGGUAUCAUGUCAGAGUCAAACAAAAUGCUAGAGAAAAGCGCAAAGGACAAUGCUAAGGACUUCAAUAUUGAAAUGCUCAAUGGCAACGAAACCGAGUACAUUGAAAUGGAUUUGAUGUUGGGUGUUGCGGAUCUGCAUACUCCAGAGGCUAUUGCUGCAGCCGAGGCUGCCAUUGCUAGUGGUCAACAGGUGAUUUCGUUAGAAGAUUCUGAUGAUGAUAGCAGCGGUUCUGAGAGUGAUGAAGAAAACGAUGAUAUUGUUGUUGAUGGAAAAGAGGAGGAUAAGUCCUCGAGUAAGAAGAGGAAGAAGCCGUCUGAUAACAAGAAACAGAAGAAGAUUGUUGAGCUCUCAUGAACACGAUUCAUCAACUAAAGAUUGAAGUAAGAAGAGUUUUCUUUUUAUUUAAGUUAGAUGUCAUGGUUAAUUGAACCUAUGUACUCAAUACUCAUAGCAUUUCAUGCGUUCUUUGUGUUUUAUGAAGUUGUUAUAGAUUGGAGUUGUUUUU
Messenger RNA from Impatiens glandulifera, 894 nucleotides. RefSeq lists its product as uncharacterized. The record is from RefSeq and is a predicted model, not a curated record. Gene Ontology annotation, molecular function: box C/D methylation guide snoRNP complex binding. Gene Ontology annotation, biological process: box C/D snoRNP assembly. Bases 192 to 743 code for a protein of 183 amino acids. The transcript has 6 exons. Lineage: Eukaryota; Viridiplantae; Streptophyta; Magnoliopsida; Ericales; Balsaminaceae.